Molecule: messenger RNA, 774 nt
Organism: Saccharomyces eubayanus
Lineage: Eukaryota; Fungi; Ascomycota; Saccharomycetes; Saccharomycetales; Saccharomycetaceae
Gene: LUC7
Product: Luc7p
Exons: 1
Coding region: 1-774 (257 amino acids)
Biological process (GO): mRNA splice site recognition
Cellular component (GO): U2-type prespliceosome; U1 snRNP
Molecular function (GO): mRNA binding
Source: RefSeq, a predicted model, not a curated record
AUGUCGACGCCAGCUGCAGAACAACGGAAACUCGUCGAACAGUUGAUGGGCAGAGACUCCGGUUUCCGCCACAACAGGUACUCGCACCACAAGAAAGAUCUCGGGCUGCACGAUCCCAAGAUCUGCAAGUCGUACCUUGUGGGGGAGUGCCCCUACGACCUGUUCCAGGGCACCAAGCAGAGCCUGGGGAAGUGCCCGCAGAUCCACCUGGCCAAGCACAAGAUUCAGUACGAGAGAGAGGUCAAGCAGGGCAAGACUUUCCCCGAGUUCGAGAGGGAGUAUCUCACCAUUCUGGCCCGGUUCGUGAACGAGUGCAAUGGUCAGAUCUCACUUGCGUUACAGAACUUGGAGCACACUGCCGAGGAACGAAUCAAGAUCCGACAGGUCACCGAAGAAUUGGACGUCCUGGACGCCCGGAUAGGUCUUAUGGGCCAAGAGAUCGAUUCUUUAAUCCGUGCAGACGAGGUCACUAUGGGCGUGCUGCAAUCGGUCAAGCUGCAAGAACUGAUGGACAGGAGGAAGGAGGUUGCAAAACGAGUGCGAAACAUCACGGAAAAUGUCGGUCAAAGUGCCCAACAAAAGCUGCAGGUCUGCGAGGUUUGUGGGGCCUACCUGUCACGUCUAGACACAGACAGAAGGCUUGCUGACCACUUUCUGGGGAAGAUCCACUUGGGGUACGUAAAGAUGAGAGAGGACUACCACCGGCUCUUGAAGAGUAACCAGGCUGCUAACGCCUAUAGGGCGGCUGCACUACCCGGAAAACGCUUUGUGUAG